Messenger RNA from Calliphora vicina (urban bluebottle blowfly), 3941 nucleotides. RefSeq names its product frizzled 2 (gene fz2). The record is from RefSeq and is a predicted model, not a curated record. Gene Ontology annotation, cellular component: plasma membrane. Gene Ontology annotation, molecular function: Wnt-protein binding; Wnt receptor activity. The transcript is spliced from 11 exons. Gene Ontology annotation, biological process: canonical Wnt signaling pathway; non-canonical Wnt signaling pathway. Bases 1809 to 3941 code for a protein of 710 amino acids. Lineage: Eukaryota; Metazoa; Arthropoda; Insecta; Diptera; Calliphoridae.
AUUAAUAAUGUGGCGUAUGAAAUUGUAUAUGUUGUACUUAAAAUUGACAGUUUUAUAAUGGUUGACAAUGAUAAUUUUCAGUUGUAAAGUGAUAACCAACGGGAAAACUACCGGAUAACGGGAAAAAUAACCUAGAACAACAACUAGAAAUCCAACCAAAGAUUGAGUGCAAAAAAAAUAAAAUUAUAGUGUGAAAAACAGCAAGCCAGUAAAACGGGAGAAACUGCUUGCAAAAAAAAAGUGAAAAAAAUUACAUUAUAUUAAACAAAUGACGUGCGUGCAAUAAAUCAGUCUGCAAAUAACAGUCUGCUAAAGAAUAAUACGGAAAUUUAAUACAAAAAACAAGGAAAUUUAAAAAAAAAAUCAACAAUAAAAACAAAAAGCUAAAGCUAUAAAAAGUUUAAAUCCAUAUAAAAUAAAAAGUAUUUAACAAAAAGCCACCGGUUUGUCAUGUUGUUAAAGGCAAAAUGGCCUUAAAAUCCAAUAAAAACCUAAAAAAAUCCCAUAAAAAUCUUAAAGCUAAAUAUUUAUUAAACAAACUAAAAAUGUUUAUUAAUACACAAUUAAAUUAAAUCUAAUUUGCAAUUUACUUACUUACAUUCUCCGUCUCAAUGUCUCAAAACAUAAUUUUUCUAUAAAGCAAAUCAUUUGCAACAACAACAACAAAAAUAAACCAAAAACAACAAAACAAAAUAAAGUGUAUUGAAUUUAAAUUGUGGAUAAAGAGAGUGGCCACUCAUUGCAAAGAGUGUGUGUGUCAGUCAGUCAGUUUGUUUUGUAAGAAUAUUAAAAACAAAAGCAAAUCCAACAAGAAUUUAUUGAGUUUUUAUUUCCAAUUUUGUUUUUGUCUUAUUUGCUAAAAUAAAAAGUGUGUGUUUUUGUUGUUUUAUUUUUAAGUUUUUAGUGCAAGUGUGGAAAAAUAAUAUUAAUGCAGCUAACAUCGUUAUAUUAAAUAAAAAAAACCAUCAACUUGGAAUAUUCAACAGACAACCGACAAAUAUCUUAAAGCUAAAUAAAAUCAGAUCUUCUAUAAGCCAACGAUUUUAUUUACAAAUAUAAUUUACUACAACAAAUAACUACACCAGCAAAAGCAAGCGCCUUUCAGACAAAAAAAAGGAUUUGGAAUAACUAAUACAAGGACUCUACUACUGCUAUACUACGCUUCCUUUAAUCAACAGCAAACGCAACAUGAAAUUUAUUUUCCUCUACAUUUAAAGCGAACGAGUUUUUCUCAUUUAGUUUUACAAAAAAGGACUUUUAAAUAACAACAAGAAACAACCGUGAAGAAGUCAAGAACUGAAAAAGGAUUUUUUUACUUUGCAGUUGUAAAAAUUUUCAUCAAUAAUUUGUCUGAUCUUUGUGCAAAUCUUUUUUUACUGUAAGUGAAGGCAAAGCUCUUUUAUUAUUAUAUGAUUGAAAUUGGCAAAUAUUUAAGAAAGUAGAUUUCUUGGGACAACAACAUUUAUAGUAAAAAAAAAUAAAACUUAAAUCAACACAAUAAAAAAUGGAAAAAAUGAUGUUUUUUAAAUUUCGAAAUCUCUUUAUUUGACGCUGUGUCAGUUUAAGUUGUUUCGACUUUGUGACUUUAAACUCACGCACAUUGGCUUCUAAUCUAACCUAAGAAGUAACAACAAAUACUUUACACUUAACAAAAAUAUAAGUUGGCAACUGUAAAUUUCCUGGAAACCAUCUUAAAAUAAAAGAAAAAAUAUUACAAAAUAUAUAAAGCUGCAAUUAAAGAGGAUUUGCAGCCUUCUUUAAGCUGUCCUCAACUAUCCCUCUAUCACUAUCUCUCUCGCUGCUUAAAGAUGUCGCUUCAUUUAACACAUACAACAUCGUCAUCGCUUAACAGACAGAGAAGUCUUUAUGUCCUCAUCUCUUUACUGCUGCUUAGCUGUCAUCAAGGCGGCUGUCGAGCGGAUGGUCUGCAACACAUGUCAGACAAUGGCGGCGGAGUGGCGGGUGUAGGUAUGGGUGGCAAUAUGGGCCUGGGCAUGCAUUCAAUGGAAGUUAGUCCGGCUCCGGGUUAUGGCCUGCCCGCCAUACCCAAAGAUCCCAAUUCCAGAUGUGAAGAAAUCACGAUACCCAUGUGCCGCGGCAUAGGCUACAACAUGACUUCGUUUCCCAACGAAAUGAAUCAUGAAACCCAAGAUGAAGCCGGCCUGGAGGUGCAUCAAUUCUGGCCUUUGGUGGAAAUAAAAUGCUCACCCGAUCUGAAAUUCUUUUUAUGCUCCAUGUACACACCCAUUUGUCUGGAGGAUUAUCACAAGCCAUUGCCCGUCUGCCGUUCGGUAUGUGAGAGGGCUCGUGCUGGUUGUGCCCCCAUUAUGCAGCAGUAUAGCUUUGAGUGGCCCGAAAGAAUGGCCUGUGAACAUUUGCCCUUCCAUGGCGAUCCCGAAAAUCUUUGCAUGGAACAACCCUCCUACACAGAUUCCUCCUCGUCGGGAGGUUCUUCCUCCAGCGGCGGCAGUGGCUCUGGCCGUGGUGAUGCCUCUGGCGGUGGUUCUUCUUCGGGUGGCGGCAAACGCAAACAAUCUGGUUCUGGUUCUUCAUCUGGCUCCCAAAAAUGUAAAGGCAAGAAUUCAAAAAACUGCCAAAGCUCCCUAGGAGAAAAAACAAACGCAAAGGAAUGCACAUGCUCGUGUCGCCCACCUCUCAUACUCCUGGGGAAGGAAGCUCAACUGAUGCCGCCACCUCUGCACUAUCCAUGGUACAUGAACUCGACUGUGUCAAGAAUCGCCGGCGUUCAAAAUUGCGCCAUACCGUGCAAGGGCCCGUUCUUCACAAACGACGAAAAGGAAUUCGCCGGCAUAUGGAUAACGCUGUGGUCGGGCCUAUGCUUCUGCAGCACUCUAAUGACACUCACCACCUUCAUCAUCGACACCGAAAGGUUUAAGUAUCCCGAAAGGCCCAUAGUAUUCCUGUCCGCCUGCUAUUUCAUGGUGGCUGUGGGCUAUUUGUCCAAGAACUUUUUGCAAAAUGAAGAGAUUGCCUGUGAUGGUCGUUUGCUGAAGGAGAGCUCUACGGGGCCGCAUUCCUGUACUUUGGUUUUCCUGAUGACCUAUUUCUUUGGCAUGGCUUCUUCUAUAUGGUGGGUGAUAUUAAGUUUCACCUGGUUUUUGGCGGCUGGCUUGAAAUGGGGCAAUGAGGCCAUUACCAAACAUUCACAAUACUUUCAUUUGGCUGCUUGGUUAAUACCCACCGUACAAUCGGUGGCAGUGUUGCUGCUCUCCGCGGUGGAUGGUGAUCCCAUAUUGGGCAUUUGCUAUGUGGGCAAUUUGAAUCCGGAUCAUUUAAAAACCUUUGUGUUGGCGCCAUUGUUUGUGUACCUGGUCAUAGGCACUACUUUCCUGAUGGCCGGCUUUGUCUCCCUGUUUCGCAUACGUUCGGUGAUUAAGCAGCAAGGAGGAGUGGGAGCUGGAGUUAAGGCUGAUAAAUUGGAAAAGCUAAUGAUACGCAUAGGCAUCUUCUCGGUGCUGUAUACCGUCCCGGCUACUAUAGUCAUCGGCUGUUAUCUGUAUGAGGCAGCCUACUUUGAGGAUUGGAUCAAAGCCUUGGCCUGUCCUUGUGCACAAAUCAAGGGACCCGGCAAGAAACCUUUGUACUCGGUUUUAAUGUUGAAAUACUUUAUGGCUUUGGCGGUGGGCAUAACAUCCGGCGUAUGGAUAUGGUCGGGUAAGACUCUAGAGAGUUGGCGACGCUUUUGGCGGCGACUGUUUGGCCAGCCCGAUCGCACCGGGGCCAAUCAGGCGCUCAUCAAACAAAGGCCACCCAUACCACAUCCAUAUGCCGGCUCUGGCAUGGGCAUGCCGGUAGGUUCCGCUGCCGGAUCUCUACUGGCUACCCCCUAUACCCAGGCGGGCGGCGCUUCGGUGGCUUCCACUAGCCACCACCAUUUGCACCAUCAUGUUUUGAAACAGCCCGCGGCCAGUCAUGUAUGA